This is a messenger RNA of Dichotomopilus funicola, 1086 nucleotides long. RefSeq lists its product as uncharacterized. The transcript has a single exon. Gene Ontology annotation, biological process: U6 snRNA 3'-end processing. Gene Ontology annotation, molecular function: 3'-5'-RNA exonuclease activity. Bases 1 to 1086 code for a protein of 361 amino acids. Lineage: Eukaryota; Fungi; Ascomycota; Sordariomycetes; Sordariales; Chaetomiaceae. The record is from RefSeq and is a predicted model, not a curated record. Gene Ontology annotation, cellular component: nucleus.
AUGGCUCUCGUAGACUACGAGUCCGAUUCAGAGGGCUCUGCAUCGCCGACCGACACUCCUGCAAGGAAGAAGCCAAGAACGGGUUCCCCAGGCCCAAGUGCCGGCCUUGAUCCUAGCUCCGGCUCCGGCUCCGGUUCCAGCUCCACUCAUGACCCCCUCCGAACGCUGAAUGACACAAUAGCGACCUCCACAACCACUACCACAACCGCAUCAUCUCUCCCCCCUCUCCCGGCCUCUUUCCACGACCUCUACGCCUCCACCGUCCGCACCACCACCUACGACGAUCCCUCGCUGCACCAAGGCCGCACCCGCCAAAACCCCCACGUCCACGGCCACUGGCCCAGCCACAUCUACAUCGAAUGGCACCCGCCGCGCUCGAUUCACGCCUCCCUCUCCGCGCAACUCGCGCGCCUCCAGUCCCAGACAAAGUCGGCAACGGGAGAUGACGUCACCAGCUUCCUAACCAGUGGCCUCGCCGCACCUUUGCCGCUGCACAUCAGCUUGUCGCAGCCGAUUGUGCUCUCGUCGGAGACCAAGGAGGCGUUUCUACGGGAUGUCCAGGCCGCGGUGGCGGCGGAUGUGCCUGUGUUUGAAUUGCGCGGGGAUAGGGUAGAGUGGCAUCGCACAGUGGAGAGUGGUCGGUCGUUUUUAGUUUUACGGGUGCGGAGUCUAGGCGCUGCUGAUGAGGACGAGACCCUGAACUUGAACCCGAACCCGAACCUAAACCCAAACCCGGAAUUAACGAGCCUGCUGAAACAGUGCAAUGCGGUAGUGGAGAAAUAUGGGCAGCCAGGACUGUACCAGUGGGCGGAGGAGGAGGGUGGGAAAGAAAGGCGGAAAAGGGGUGUUGGGAACGCAUUUCACAUCUCUAUAGCGUGGUCGUUUGCGGAGCCGACGGAGGAGCUUGUUGACUUGACUCGUCAGGUGUUUGAUCAUGACAUUGGGUCAAGCACGGGUGUCCGAGAGGUGCGUGUUCCCGUUGAAGGGGUCAAGGUUAAAAUUGGGAACGUUGUUACCCAUGUUCCUCUCGUAAAACCUGGGAGAAGGGGUGGUGCAGAGGGUAGAAGGAAUCUACUUGGGUUAUGA